CCUCGUCAUUUCUCCGUUAUUUCUUGGCUUUUCCUCCAUCCGUCUAGGGUUUUUAUAAUUAUAUAUCAAUUCGAUUCAGGUUUUGUGGUUAGUUACAACGAAGCCUGAAUCCAAUUCACGCUCUUGUAAUUCAACCCAAAUCCUGGAGGUUUUCCUUUUCUCUCUUUGAAUUCGGAAAUGUCUUCCAAUACCUGGACCUCUCGUUUCUCUGUUCCCUCUUCCUCCUCUUCUUCUUCCUCAAGGCGGUGCCUGAAUCGAUCUGAUCUGUUUUUCGUAGGAGGUUACGACGAAGUUGAUGGAGAUGAUGAUUUGAAAGCGGAGUUUCUGUGUCCCUUUUGUGCUGAGGAUUUCGACAUUGUUGGGCUCUGCUGCCACAUCGAUGAGGAGCAUCCUGUUGAAGCCAAAAAUGGGGUUUGUCCAGUUUGUGGUAAAAGGGUUGGAACAGAUAUUGUUGGCCACCUCACCAUGCAGCAUGGAAGCAUUUUAAGAAUAUCCUUUUUGUGAAGUGGAACUGAUUGUGUUUCUAUCUUGCUCAUGUCCUAUCUCAUUUUUUGUUCUCAUAGUGGGAUGAAUACUUUCCCCACUCCAUAUCUUACAAAAAAAAUACCUUCCCCGUUCAUAAGAUUCAUCCUUCCAUCAAUUUUGAAGGAGAUUUAAGGAGUCAAUGAACUGUUUUUUCUGUCUUAAUACUUAAAAUCUUUGCAUGGUUAUACAUGUUGAAGUGAAUUGUGAUUUUAUUAGGGGCUUAGACAUUUUUUCUCUCUCUCUCUCUCUUUUUUUCCUUUUUUUUGUCUUGACCACCAUAUGAUUGACUUUUUGAAUUGUUUUUUGUGUCUCCAUUCUCAUCUCAUAAAAAGUUUCCUCGUGUGCUCUCAGGUCUUCAUUUGUAAAUUAAUUCUCUGGUUUAACUGUAUGCUAGAAUUGCCAUGAUGAGCAUUAUGUAUUGUUCCUUAACCAGAUAUUACGUGCAGCGCAGGCGGCGAUUACGGAGGGUUGGAUCCAAUUUGACAUUUUCUAUGUUGAGAAGAGAAUUGCGAGAAGGGAAUUUGCAAGCCCUUCUUGGGGGAUCCUCAUUCCUUGCCCCCUCUUCCAGUGCAGACCCUGAUCCGUUAUUGUCAUCAUUUAUAUUUAGUCAGCCCUCAGCUAAUGAGCCUGUAAAUGUGCAGCCUCUUUCUAUAGUUGGAGGAAGCUCUGUAAAUGAAAGCUCAAAGAAGGAAUUGCCGCAAAGAAAUUCCCAACAGCCUCCGCUGUCCGACAAGGACCAUAAAGAGAAGGCUCAGAGGAGUGUGUUUGUUCAAGGACUGUUGCUGUCCACUAUUCUUGAUGAUGACUUAUAAGUUAUCAAUCAAAUAUUUGUAGUGAAUGUGCCCGGUUAGGUGUGAGAGUAAAAAUAUGAAGAGGGAAGCAAUGUUAGCUUUAGCUCAUCACACAAGUGAUAAUAAUCAGAUCAGAACAACUCUGUUCUCCUAUAUUGUAUGUAGUGCUUUUUGUGCAUAAUUAAUGGAAAGAUGGAAGAACUUAUCCUACCUUUCUGUGUGGGGGUUAUCUCAUUUUUAC
Messenger RNA from Rubroshorea leprosula, 1557 nucleotides. NCBI's taxonomy places the organism in Eukaryota, Viridiplantae, Streptophyta, Magnoliopsida, Malvales, Dipterocarpaceae. The record is from the annotation of a GenBank genome assembly.